Molecule: messenger RNA, 852 nt
Organism: Aphanomyces astaci
Lineage: Eukaryota; Oomycota; Saprolegniomycetes; Saprolegniales; Verrucalvaceae
Exons: 5
Coding region: 1-852 (283 amino acids)
Source: RefSeq, a predicted model, not a curated record
AUGGGUGGAGUCGCAGGAUCCUUGUUCAUGCUGUGGGUGCGCAGUGGCUUCUCGUCUGCUACGGUCGCAUCAGCCCUGACUUUCUUCCCACCAUCACCGACGUACAGUCUCGUGAAGAAUGCCGACGGAACCACCUCUGCCGUUCAUAUCAUUGACGCAAAUAUUCCAUUUGCAUCCGCGAUGACCGUGGCGGUCGUUCGAACAAAGCUUGGCCAGGACAUUCCUUGCUUUGUCUGUCGACACCCCGACGCCAAAUUCACGAUCAUCUACAGCCAUGGCAACGCAACAGACUGUGGGGCCAUGUACCUACGAUACAUCUCGCUUUCUCGAGAGUUAAAGGUGAACGUGGUUGGUUACGACUACUCUGGCUAUGGCGGCGCAACUGGCACCCCGUCCGAAGCCAACACGUACGCCGACAUUAUCGCCGUCUACGACCACGUCUUGGCUCACGUCUGCCCUUCGCCUCAACAAGUCAUAUUGUACGGCCAAAGCGUUGGCAGUGGCCCCAGCAUCUACUUGGCAGCAGAGCGUCCCGUUCGAGGGUUGAUUGUGCAUAGCGGGCUUCUCAGUGGCAUGCGCGUGCUCACUCCCAACCGAUGCUUGGCAUGCCUGGACGUGUACCCGAACGUCGAUCGCAUUCAACACGUGCGUUGCCGUACUCUCAUCAUCCACGGCGUCGAGGAUAUGGAGAUCCCCAUCUCCCACGGCCACGGCCUGCUUCAGGCGCUGCCUGUGGAGUGUCAAGCGGUGCCGUACUGGGUCCCCGACAGAGGCCACAACGACAUUGGCGAGACCGCCGCCUGCCGCCCCGCGUACGUCGAGCACGUAGCCGCGUACCUCGAGACUCUUUAA